Molecule: messenger RNA, 2325 nt
Organism: Didymodactylos carnosus
Lineage: Eukaryota; Metazoa; Rotifera; Eurotatoria; Philodinida; Philodinidae
Source: the annotation of a GenBank genome assembly
AUGUCAGUUAUUCUUGUUAGGCUAACGUUAAAACAUGCUUUUUUAUCUAUUCCAACAUUUUUCAAAGCAUUUUUAUUAUGCAUUCGAACUGUCGAGAAUAGUGAGCCAAGUUUGUUAGCUGACAUUGAUCCUAAACUAUCUGUAUCUGGUCUUCAAACACUUAUUUAUCCUCAACAUGAAACUAGCAAAGAAAAAAUGUCAAUUUCAAGUACGACUGAUGUUAAUAGUAAUUUACAAUCAGUUACAAAACGUAUACAAAAUAAAGCUCAUCGUCGUAUACACAGUGAUCCAAUAUAUAAACUAAAUGAAAGAAAAUCUAUUUUGAGACCAUCAUCAUCGAUUAUAGAUGAAUCAAAUGAACGGUGUCAUUCAGCAGCACGACUUUCAAAUGAAAAGAAUGAUUAUACAAAUUCACAUUCAUCCAAUAAUCAUAUUCAUUCUGUUAAUAAUCAAUCCAAUAGUGCUUCUUCGUUUCCAGCUGUUUUCUAUCAACCUCAAGAUAUUGAUUCAUAUAGUUCAAGUUUUGAUUCAAUAACAACAACAGAAACCGAUCAUUCAUCAAUAAUUAAUACAAACUUUGGAGGAGUUGAUCAUUAUCAAACAUUACCGGAUACAUCAUUACGUUCAAAAAAACCAGUGACAACAAUUGACACUAACAACAAUAGAGGAUCAAUAUCUAGUCAAACAACGUUAACAGUUAAUAUUAACAACGAUAAUAAUAUAUACGAUUCAACAUCAGACAUUAAUCAAUCAAUCAUCAAUUCACCAAUUCUCUCAUCAUCACCAGUUGAAAAUAGUAUAUCUGUAUCAUCUUCUUAUAAUAAUUCCGAUGUUUUUUCAAGAACAGAUUUACAGUGUAACUAUAAUCCAUAUUUUCCAAAUUCGUGUCUUCGAUGGCCUAAAAAAGGACAAACAUUGGAUAGUUAUAUACGAGAAAAUGAUUCUAAAACACGAACAGAUGUUGAAAAAGAAAAUGCUCAUUUUUAUUUUUCUGAAGCAUUAAUUGCUGCUAUUGAACAAAUUAAAUUUACUAAAGAGUGUAAAAGACGUUUUCAAAUUGAUUCAACAAAUCCAUCUCUUCUUAUUGGAACAUUAUCGUAUAAUGAAAGUUCAACAUCGUCCACUGAGAGUUCAUCACCAUACAUUCCAUGUAAUUUAAAUUUGAUACAACAAUCACAGAAAAAAGCGGCAUUAUACAAUGAGACACCAGCAAUUAAGCAAUUGCUCAAUUCUGAACAGAGUUCAGGUGAGCCACCACAAGAGUUUGAUUGGUCAAAUUCAACAAAUUUGGACGAGACAUCAGCUGAAGCAAUAGCAUUGGCUCUUAUGGACACAUACAAACAAUAUCGAAUGCCAACAGCACCGGAAUUAUUCUGGAUGAUUAAACCGGAUGAAGAUUUUCCGCAAGAUUUACUACCAUUACCAGAUUACAUAUCAGUUGAUCCAUCUGAAGAUUAUAUAAUUGCAGGUGGUCAUCGGGUACAAAUUCGUGGUAAUCUUCAAUGGGCACCGCCUCGUGAACAACUCAUAUUCAAUAUUCAUCCACCACCAAAUCGUGAUGAACAGUUAAAAAAACAACGUUAUCUAUGUGCGGGUUGCGGACGACAUGUAGAGAAAGGUUUUGCACGUCGUUUCAAUUAUUGUGAAUAUACAGGCAAAUAUUUUUGUAAAAGUUGUCAUUCAGAGAAAAAAUCUUAUUUACCUUCUUAUAUUAUACACAAAUGGGACUUUUCACAAAAGCAUAGUGUAUCGAAUUUUGCCUACGAUUAUUUAAAUCGAAUUUAUUCCGAAGCAAACUUGAAUUUAAGUUUGAAUCCAUCUUUGAUUAAAAAGAGUAAAAAAUUACAAUCGGUGAAUAAUCAACGAUGGAUAUUACAUUUUAUACGAAAUUAUGUAUUAACAUGUCGAUUUGCUGAUGAAGACGGAUCACUAGCUAAAUUGAAAUCACUACAAUCUUACAUGUAUGAAACUCCUUAUGUUUAUUCAACGCAGGAUCUAUUCGAAACGAAAGCUGGCAAUCUGCAGAAAGUUCUUGAACCAAUCGUCACUGCCAUGGAAAAUCAUAUAUAUCCAUGUAGUCUAUGUUCGGCUAAAGGUUUCAUUUGCGAAAUAUGUUCAAAUGCAAAAGAUAUAAUCUUUCCAUAUGAACUCGAUCGUACAUCCGUCUGUCCCGUAUGUCAGUGUUGUUAUCAUCAUCGAUGUUUCUCAAAACAUCCAAAAUGUCCAAAAUGUGAACGUAAUGCUCAAAGAAAUCAAACAUCCGCAUCGAGUAGAACAAGCAAUGCAAAUGUAAAGUUGAAAGUUGCCGAUGAUGUAAUUACAUGA